CUAAAAUAUCCCUAGUCCACAAGUAAAGGGGAAGUGCAAGUUAUUGCUGGCUUGGAAACUCCUCGUCCCCUCGAACCUCUUCAGUUCAACUCACGAAGGAGGUAUUUUUAUCUUGACUGUGACUGCUUCCUUUAACAACAGGCAAAGAAAGAGAGAGAAGAAGCCCAAAAAGCUUUUUAAAUUCUUCAUCUUCUUCUUCUCCUUCUUAGCAAUAAUAAUAAUAAUUUAAAUUAGAAGAAGACAAAACCCCAAUUGAAUUCCCUCAAGAAAGAAGAGGAGAGGGAAAAAAAAAUCCCUCUUUCCUCCACGCAACCCAAACAAAACCCCCUCCCAAGCUACCUCUCUUUCUGCCGUUUCUUUCUUCUCCGAAAUCUUCUCUUCUUGGCAAAACAAAAGAUUUCAUUGCCCUCAAUUUCUCCAACGAUAAUCUCAGCCCGCUACUUGUUUCUGAUCUCAGUGCUGUUUCUUUUAGUCGGCGCCACUGAAUCCUCACUCUUUUUUCUUGAAUUUUUCUUCCCUUCGGUUAUAUCGUUAUUCUUUCCCGGGUUUCGAGAUUGAAUCAGAGGCUCCGUCAAAACCCAACUCAUAGCCUUAACUGUUACAUUGUUUGGCUUGAUUUCAAGUGAGCUUUGCCUUAACCAUUUAUGUGGUUUGGGGAAUGGACUGGAUCCUUUUGCCUGUAGUAAGUGUUUGUGAAUGAUGUUCAGUGGGCAAAAGUUUAAUGCUCUGAGCAUAUUCAAGUGGAAAUGGCGUGGUGAAUCAUCUUUGACAACCAGCUUGCUCGAUGAUGUUCCGCCAGAGAUUGAAUUGUCAGAUUAUAGAAGGGUACCAAGUCCUGGUAGUGAGAGCCCUUCUGGGCUCCUUAAUGGCGAGAGCUUGAAUGUGGAACCAAUUGCUGAUUUGGACCUUUUCUUUGAAAGACUCUACAAUUACUAUUGUGAGAAAGGGCUUUGGUGUAUUAUUAUAAAGUGGAUAGUUGAGCUUUUCAGCCUGGGUUUCACCAUUGGUUUCUCAGGAUUUUUCUUAUUAUAUGUUGAUUGGAAUGGUCUUCGUAAUGCUAAGUGUGGGAUGGAUGCUGUAGAAUCUGGAAUCAAGCCCUGUGACCUUGCUAAAGAAGCUCUCCAUCCUCACCCAGUAACCCCUCUAACGCUUUCAAAAGCUAUCAUUGUUGGUUAUUUGGGGUUAUUUUCUAUAUGUUGGAUCUUCUGUUUCUUAAGGUUUUUUGCUCAAUUGAAGGACAUUCUUGGUAUCCGGCACUUCUAUUAUAACAGUCUCCAUGUCACAGACAAUGAAAUUCAAACCAUGCCAUGGGCUACAAUUCUUGAAAAGGUUGUUGAGUUGCAACACUCACAACAACUAUGUGUGGUUAAGGACCUUACUGCUCAUGACGUGGUGAUGCGAUUGAUGCGGAAGGAGAACUACUUGAUUGGAAUGCUCAACAAAGGAGUGCUUGCUUUUCCAAUCUCCUCAUGGAUUCCAGGUGCUGGCCCAACUGUCAGGAAUGGUUCAAAUGGAAUGCAGCAUCGCCUAAUACUGACAAAACCCCUCGAGUGGACGUUAAAUUGGUGCAUAUUACAGAGCAUGUUUGAUCGAAACUUUUGUGUUAGGAGGGACUUCAUUUAUAAUCCUAAUGCAUUAAAGAAAAGGCUUAUGGUAGUUGGUCUUGCAAUGGUUGUCCUUUCACCAUUUCUUGUUAUAUUCAUGCUGGUGUAUCUCUUCCUAAGGCAUGCUGAACAAUUUUAUAAUCAUCCAAGCACAGCAUCAUCUCGAAGAUGGUCAAAUUUGUCAAGGUGGACUUUUAGAGAAUUCAAUGAGGUUGACCAUUUGUUCAAGCAUCGGAUCAAUAGCAGUGUGAUGCAUGCUUCAGAAUAUCUAAAGCAAUUCCCCUCACCUAUUAUUUCAAUCAUCGCAAAAUUCAUUUCUUUUGUCUCUGGAGGCUUUGCUGCUAUCCUGAUCAUCAUUGCAUUUCUGGAGGAAUCUUUGCUAGAGGGCCAUAUAUUGGGGCGCAACUUGUUUUGGUAUGCUGCUGUUUUUGGAACUAUAACAGCUAUCAGCCGGGCUGCUGUUACAGAUGAGGUCCUGGUCCUUGAUCAAGAAGGGGCUAUGUCUAUGGUUGUCCAGCACACACACUACAUGCCAAAGAAAUGGCGAGGCAAAGAAAAUACUGAGAGGGUCCGCAUGGAGUUUGAAACCUUAUUUCAGUAUACUGGAAUGAUGUUACUUGAGGAGAUGGCAUCAAUUUUCCUCACUCCUUUCCUGCUUUUGUUUGUUGUCCCAAAGCAUGUGGAUGACAUCUUACAAUUCAUUGCUGAUUUCACAGUGGAUGUUGAAGGUGUUGGCCAUGUUUGCAGUUUUAGUACUUUCAAUUUUCAAAAGCAUGGAAAUAGCAAUUAUGGCUCUCCCUAUAACACGCUUCGUUCCCAGAGAAGUUGCCAGGGGAAGAUGGAGAAAUCGUUUUUGAGUUUUCAGAGUAGCUAUCCUUCAUGGGAACCCAACAUUCACGGAAAGCAGUUCCUGUUAAAUCUUAAAACUUUUAGGGACCAAAAGUUGCAAGGACAGGGAGUUAGACAUGUGUACUCUCCUCGUAGAAUGUGGCGAGGGAGCCCCAGUUAUAGAGGCCCCGGUGAUAGAAAUAUCCCCUUUUCAAGGGAAAUGCCAUUUAAUACUCCCGGCUUUCAGCUGGGUUCUUUGUGGCUACUUGAUAUAGAUCAGAGGAAUCACCCAUACCUUCUUGAUUGUUAUUAUACUUCUCGACCUCACACUUCCAUGGACAAUACAAGAGAUGCCACAGCAGUACCAUUUGAAGCAGCUGAGCAACAACAUUCAAGAGAUUAUUGGAUGCCAUCCAACUUGACACAUAAUGAAGCACAAUAUGAUGAAGAGUUAUGGGGUCACAAUUACCAGGAUAGAUCAGUCUCUCAUUUGGGGGCUUCUACGUCUGCCCCAUUCUUUCAGGAAAGUGUGCUUCAACAUCAUGACUCCAGCAACCUCGCACAUCCUACUAGGAGCCAUUGGUGGGCUAGAAGCGGCCCGCGUGAUGCACAGCCCCAAACAAGUUUCCUCGAGCCUCCUGAUUUCAACCGCUAUGCUUCAGAAAAUUAUCAUGAUAAUUUCUCAGAAAGAAGCUUGGAGGAGCAAGAGCAACACUUGGAUUGGAGAAACUCUAACGGAUUGUCCCGGACUACUUAUUUGGAUGAUGACAUUGACGCAGGAAGGAGUGUGAGUCUUCAUUUUGACGACAUUUAUAGCAGACCGCCUGAAACGCCCCCUGCAUUUCGAGAUCCCCCAACCUUCUGACAAUCAAUUACCUCUCCAUUUGUUUGAGAGGUUCUUGUUUUUAGAUUUGUGGAAUGCAUAUGGGUUUCCGAAGAUGGACUGUGAUUUCUUUUCUGUGUAAAAAGGAAACUAAUGUAUUCUUUGUUGUAUAUAAGAUUCAGUACGAGGUUAGAUUCUCAGGUAGGCCCUAUCCCAUUUUAGAAGGUAGCAGGCUCCAAAGUCACUGCAGCUGUUAUGGAACUGUAAAAACAUUUCCCAUCUAUUGAUCAUUUACAAAUCCUAUUCUAAUCAACUAGUUCAUUUGAUCA
This is a messenger RNA of Populus euphratica (Euphrates poplar), 3584 nucleotides long. RefSeq names its product autophagy-related protein 9-like. The coding region runs from base 697 to 3297 and encodes 866 amino acids. The record is from RefSeq and is a predicted model, not a curated record. Gene Ontology annotation, cellular component: autophagosome; phagophore assembly site. Gene Ontology annotation, biological process: piecemeal microautophagy of the nucleus; autophagy of mitochondrion; reticulophagy. NCBI's taxonomy places the organism in Eukaryota, Viridiplantae, Streptophyta, Magnoliopsida, Malpighiales, Salicaceae. The transcript has 11 exons.